UUUCUUUUAUCAUCAUUUUCCCUUCUGUUAACAAAAGACAGGUUAUUUCCAAUCGGCUAUUUUCUUCCCUCCCAAUACCGACCGAAUCUUGUUUAGACUGCCAAAUUGAUAUUCCAAGCUGAUAUAAUUGCAAGUGCCGUUGCUAAAAAAUGAAUAAGUUGAUGGAAUACGGGAAGAAAGCGAUGUUUUAUGUUAGAGUUUUAUCAGGUUAUGAAGAACGUCGUAUCAGAGCUUACCGACUGGAGAUCGAAAAACGUAUUGCUGAGGCAGAACGGAAGAAAGCAGAGAUUAGAAAGAUUCCCGAGCAGCUUAUAUUGUCUGAGGUGAGACAGAUGGUGGAGGAGAUGCAAGCUGUGAACAAGCAGUUUGAGGACACGGAGGCUGCGAUUAAUGAAUAUUUCAAGCCAGUUGAUAAGCAGGCUGAAAUGAUUGUUGAAAUGCAGCUUCAAGAAGAGGAGAAGACAAUGAAGCAGAUGGUGCAAGCCAUGAAAGCACAAGCUUUGCUCGAUAAUGAACAGGCCUUGAAAAGUGCAAAUCUUAAAAUUGCGGAGACAAAGCAAGAGACCCCAGAUGAUGCUUCCAUUCAAACCAGCAAAGCUCAAGCCGGAUCAAAAUGACCUGUGACAUAAGAAAGAUCAAAAGUGAUAUGGGUAUGUUGCUAUGUUUUCAAGACGAUCACUUAUUAUCCUUUUGACGACAACAUAUUUAUCAUGGUUCGGGAGUUUUUCAAUUUUCUUUCUGGGUUUAGGAGAAUCGGAAAGGAGGUCUUCUGUGAUGUUUUGAGUAGCAUUUGGCCGUUAAACUUACUGCUUUGCCAUUAUGGCAUGUAUUCAAGGAUAUGUUCCUGAAAUUGCAUGUCAAAAAGCAACUAUCAUAAUUUUCAUGGGAUAAAGGGAAUAUACAUAGUUAAAUGCCACACAUAUUUCAUCCAAUGCUGUAAUUUUAAGCCUUUGAAAAUGCUUUAAAACUCACAGAGGUGAUUCAUGUUUGUUCAAUAAAGUUAGGUCUGUGCCCGUUGUUCCCCGUCGUGUUGAAAUAUGAAGAACUUAGCUAAGUCCUUGAACUCUGUUUACUAUUGUAUAUUCUCAAUGGGACUAAUGUUCAACUGUGAGCUUCUUGUGUAACCGAGAGGCAAUGUGACAAGUAACAAGUAUAUCAAAAGUAGUUACUUUUGCCAUUAUUAUGAAUGAAUUUUUUUUUGUA
This is a messenger RNA of Erigeron canadensis, 1203 nucleotides long. RefSeq lists its product as uncharacterized. The transcript is spliced from 4 exons. Lineage: Eukaryota; Viridiplantae; Streptophyta; Magnoliopsida; Asterales; Asteraceae. The coding region runs from base 150 to 617 and encodes 155 amino acids. The record is from RefSeq and is a predicted model, not a curated record.